Messenger RNA from Phalaenopsis equestris, 801 nucleotides. Its product is annotated as V-type proton ATPase subunit G1. Bases 235 to 567 code for a protein of 110 amino acids. Lineage: Eukaryota; Viridiplantae; Streptophyta; Magnoliopsida; Asparagales; Orchidaceae. Gene Ontology annotation, cellular component: vacuolar proton-transporting V-type ATPase complex. Gene Ontology annotation, molecular function: proton-transporting ATPase activity, rotational mechanism. The record is from RefSeq and is a predicted model, not a curated record. Gene Ontology annotation, biological process: proton transmembrane transport. The transcript is spliced from 5 exons.
UGACUCGAAAUCAGUUGCUUCGGAAAGCUCAAUCAAACAGGCUUAUCGGGAUAAGGUCGCCCGCGGUAUGAAACUCGCGGGCCACGUUCCCUUCGGAUUACUUCGCUGCCCUUUCGCGUUUCUGCCCUAAGCUGCUUCGGCUUCUUCGGCGAUCUCCCGGAGCCCUAACAGCUUCUUCGGCUUCUUCGGCUUCUUCGGCUUCUUCGGCUUCUUCGGCGACCUUCCAGGUAAAAAAUGGAUUCUAACAGGCGCCAGGGAGGGAUUCAACAACUAUUAGCUGCAGAACAAGAAGCCCAGCAAAUUGUCAAUGCUGCUAGGAACGCAAAAACGGCGAGGCUGAAGCAGGCGAAAGAAGAGGCGGAGAAAGAGGCUGCUGAGUUUCGUGCCCAGCUGGAGGCUGAAUUUCAGAAGAAACUCGCAGAGAGCAGUGGUGAUAGUGGGGCAAACGUGAAGCGGCUGGAAGCGGAGACUGAGGCCAAAAUCCAACGCCUCAACAACGAAUCUGAAAGGAUUUCUGCUGAUGUCGUCCAAAUGCUUCUCAGGCAUGUCACCAAGGUCAAGAAUUAGCUAAAAAUAGUAAGUACUGGACUCUCUUCUGCCUUGUGCUUGUUUUUUUUUCUGGAUUUUAGCUGCUUUGUUGUUCUUGUUUCUGACUUAAAAUGGCUUAUGUAUUGUUGUAUUAUGUGUGCAUUGUUGUAUUAUGUAUGUAAGUUGUUGUGGCACUAUGACAAUUAGGAGUAAAUGGUGGCAUAACCUAUUAGAUAUUUUAAAUGGAAGCUAUUAAUAAUUCCGGAGUUUUCA